Molecule: messenger RNA, 589 nt
Organism: Raphanus sativus (radish)
Lineage: Eukaryota; Viridiplantae; Streptophyta; Magnoliopsida; Brassicales; Brassicaceae
Exons: 6
Coding region: 55-381 (108 amino acids)
Cellular component (GO): COPII-coated ER to Golgi transport vesicle; endoplasmic reticulum
Source: RefSeq, a predicted model, not a curated record
GGUGUAGUGAAUCCCUUAGAUGGUGUGCAGUGGACUCAAGAGACAUUGAAUGGCAUGUAUCAGUAUUUUAUCAAGGUUGUACCUACUGAAUACACAGAUGUUAAAGGCCAUGUUAUUCAGUCAAACCAGUUCUCUGUGACUGAGCAUUUCGAGAAAACGGAAGCUGGACGCACACAGUCACUGCCUGGUGUUUUCUUUUUCUAUGAUCUUUCUCCAAUUAAGGUGAUUUUCACAGAGCAGCAUGUGGAGUUCUUGCACUUCCUCACUAAUGUUUGCGCUAUAGUAGGAGGCAUUUUCACGGUUUCCGGAAUCAUUGAUUCAUUUGUAUAUCAUGGACAACGGGCGAUAAAGAAAAAGAUGGAGAUUGGUAAAUUCGGCUGAGUUAAUACAAAACCAUUUGUAUCAGGAACAAGAGGAGCAGCUCAAGAAAGCUCAAGUUUAUAAUUGUUGUAAGUUUAAUUUUUGAAUAGAGUUGCAGAAACUAGUACUCUUUGUCUCUUUUUUUUUCAUUCAAACUCAUGAUUACCACUUUUGAAAAUGUUCAUAGUUGACUAUGUUUCUCUUACUUAAUUUGAGGGUAUUUAUAUUA